UCCAAACCACAGCCAUGGCACUGAGACUCUCAUCUUCUCAGCGCCACCACACCACCCCUUUCAUCUUCCCUCCACCGUCGAUCUCAACCCCACUUUCUCUCAUCCGAAGGCUCUCCUCUUGCCACGUGUCCCUCCGCCACCGGAGGACGGCGGCGCCCAAGGCCUGUGUGAAGCUUGAGGAGCAGAAUGUUCCAGAAACUGGGAAGACCCAGUGGGGGAAAGUGUCUGCUGUGUUGUUUGACAUGGAUGGCGUGCUCUGUAACAGUGAAGAACCUUCUAGAAGGGCUGGAGUCGACGUGUUCCAUGAAAUGGGUGUGCAAGUAACGACUGAGGAUUUCGUGCCCUUCAUGGGGACUGGUGAAGCUAAUUUUUUAGGAGGUGUUGCUUCUGUUAAGGGAGUUAAGGGGUUCGAUCCUGAGGCAGCAAAGAAAAGGUUCUUUGAGAUAUAUCUAGAGAAGUAUGCAAAACCAAAUUCUGGAAUAGGAUUCCCAGGUGCCCUUGAACUCAUUAAUCAGUGUAAAAGCAAUGGCCUAAAAGUUGCAGUUGCAUCUAGUGCUGACCGCAUCAAGGUUGAUGCAAAUUUAGCUGCUGCAGGUCUACCAUUGUCAAUGUUCGAUGCUAUUGUGUCAGCAGAUGCAUUUGAGAAUUUGAAACCUGCACCAGAUAUUUUUUUAGCGGCAUCAAAGAUCUUGGAUGUGCCCCCUGGUGAGUGUAUUGUAAUUGAAGAUGCACUAGCUGGAGUACAAGCUGCCAAGGCUGCACAAAUGAGAUGCAUAGCUGUGACAACUACGUUACCGGAAGAGACUCUAAAAGCAGCUGGUCCUUCACUUAUCAGAAAGGAGAUAGGAAAUGUUUCAGUGCAUGAUAUUCUCACUGGUGGCUCUGAUUGCCCUAAUGAGAAGAUACAGGGAUCUCAGUAUAUUAAUUCUUUUGAACAAACUUCACCUGAAGUGCUUAAAGAAGGAGCAGAAAGUGGAUCAAUCCAGGAAACAAACUCUGAUGGUGGUGGGGUCCUCUCAAUUGCGGGGUUGCAGGGUUCACGGCGAGAUAUGGUGAGAUAUGGAAGUUUGGGCAUUGCUCUCUCUUGUCUUGCAUUUGCUGUCUCAAACUGGAAGGCAAUGCAAUAUGCAUCUCCUAAAGCUAUUUGGAAUUUAUUGUUUGGAGUCAAUCGUCCUACUUUUGGAAAGAAUGAAGGUGAAUCUCAAACUGGAAGAAUCCAACAAUUUGUGAACUAUAUAUCUGAUUUGGAAAGCAGGGGAAAUGCUACUACUGUGCCUGAGUUUCCAUCUCAACUUGAUUGGCUGAAUUCGGCUCCCCUUCAAUUACGCAGGGAUCUGAAAGGCAAGGUGGUUGUACUGGAUUUUUGGACCUAUUGUUGUAUAAAUUGUAUGCAUGUCUUGCCGGAUCUAGAAUUUUUGGAGACAAAGUAUAAAGAUAAGCCGUUCACUGUUGUGGGAGUGCAUUCUGCAAAGUUUGAUAAUGAGAAAGACUUAGAGGCCAUCCGCAAUGCAGUUUUACGCUAUGGCAUCAAUCAUCCAGUUGUCAAUGAUGGAGAUAUGUAUUUAUGGAGAGAGCUAGGUGUGAAUUCAUGGCCUACAUUUGCUGUUGUUGGGCCUAAUGGUAAGCUCCUUGCACAGUUAUCAGGUGAAGGUCGCCGAAAGGACCUUGAUGAUAUAGUGGCAGCAGCUCUUAUUUUUUAUGGCGAAAAGAAAAUGUUAGACAACUCUCCACUUCCCUUGAGUUUGGAGAAAGAGAAUGAUCCCCGUUUAUUGACAUCUCCUUUGAAGUUUCCUGGAAAGCUGGCAAUUGAUGUUAUCAACAACAGGCUGUUCAUUUCAGACAGUAACCAUAACCGCAUAGUGGUUACAGACCUAAAUGGGAAUUAUAUUCUCCAAAUCGGGAGCACAGGAGAAGAGGGUCUACGUGAUGGUAGCUUUGAUGAUGCCACCUUCAAUCGCCCUCAGGGUCUGGCUUACAAUGCAAAGAAAAAUCUCCUCUAUGUUGCAGAUACUGAAAACCAUGCUUUGAGGGAGAUUGACUUUGUUAAUGAGACAGUAAAAACUCUUGCUGGAAAUGGAACAAAAGGUUCUGACUACCAAGGGGGAGGAAAAGGGGCAACUCAGCUCCUCAACUCUCCAUGGGAUGUCUGCUUCGAGCCAAUCAAUGAGAUAGUUUAUAUUGCAAUGGCUGGCCAACAUCAGAUCUGGGAACAUAAUACAUUAGAUGGAGUCACAAGAGCAUUUAGUGGUGAUGGUUAUGAAAGAAACUUGAAUGGAUACAGCUCUACAAGCACAUCAUUUGCUCAACCUUCUGGAAUUUCAUUAUCUCCUGAUCUAAAGGAAGUAUAUAUUGCUGAUAGUGAAAGUAGCUCCAUACGGGCACUUGAUCUGAAGACAGGAGGAUCAAGAUUGCUAGCUGGUGGGGAUACAGUUUUCUCAGACAACUUGUUCCGGUUUGGAGAUCAUGAUGGAGUAGGGUCUGAAGUCCUCCUUCAACAUCCAUUGGGUGUCUCGUGUGGAAAGGAUGGUCAAAUUUAUGUAGCAGAUUCUUAUAAUCACAAGAUCAAGAAGCUAGACCCAGCUACUGGAAGAGUUAGUACAUUAGCAGGAACAGGGAAAGCAGGUUUCAAGGAUGGAAGAGCCCUAGCUGCUCAGCUCUCAGAGCCAUCAGGAAUUGUUGAAGUAGAAAAUGGGGUCCUUUUUAUUGCUGAUACAAACAACAGUGUAAUAAGAUACUUAGACUUGAAAAAGAAAGAAGCUGAUCUUGUUACUCUAGAGCUGAAAGGAGUUCAGCCUCCUAUACCAAAAUCCCGAUCUUUGAAACGCCUUAGAAGACGAUCAUCAGCUGAUACACAGACCAUUACAGUUGAUGGUACUUCAUCCAAUGAGGGAAAUCUGUAUAUUAGAAUAUCAGUUCCAGAAGGGUACCAUUUCUCAAAGGAAGCCCAGAGUAAAUUCAGUAUAGAAACUGAGCCUGAAACUACAAUGGUCAUUGCUCCCUUGGAUGGAAUCCUAAGCCCAGGAGGAUUUGCAACUCUUCAUUUUAGGAGAUCCUCUCCAUCAGCUUUCAUGGCAAGAGUAAAUUGCAAGGUGUACUAUUGUAAGGAGGAUGAGGUCUGUUUGUACCAAUCUGUGGCUUUUGAGGUACCAUUCCGAGAUGCAAUUCCAGGUUCCAGUCCUGCAGAAAUUUCACUUGAUUAUGCUGUGAAGCCCAAAACACCCACAAAAUCUUACUAGCAGUUGCCCGUUGACUAAACACCUUGUAAAUAUAUUGUAAGACCCUCAUAUUUCUUGGCUCACUUCCAUAACAAACAAUUUUAUAUUCAAUUGGAUGGAGUGAUUAAUUACAGUAUAAAAUUUUAGAUGUAUCAAAUCAUUGCUCAAGACAGCUUCUUGCUGCUGUUUUGGUUAUUUUACUCUGCUCUGAGGCACAAUAAGUCUCCUUUGCUUGGAUAAUAAAAUGUGGAGCAACAUCUCAAAUUAUUUUUCUCUA
Molecule: messenger RNA, 3492 nt
Organism: Vitis riparia (riverbank grape)
Lineage: Eukaryota; Viridiplantae; Streptophyta; Magnoliopsida; Vitales; Vitaceae
Product: protein SUPPRESSOR OF QUENCHING 1, chloroplastic
Exons: 28
Coding region: 15-3236 (1073 amino acids)
Molecular function (GO): protein binding
Source: RefSeq, a predicted model, not a curated record